Micromonas commoda is the source of this 622-nucleotide messenger RNA. RefSeq lists its product with no specific name. The transcript is spliced from 2 exons. The record is from RefSeq and is a predicted model, not a curated record. NCBI's taxonomy places the organism in Eukaryota, Viridiplantae, Chlorophyta, Mamiellophyceae, Mamiellales, Mamiellaceae. The coding region runs from base 166 to 336 and encodes 56 amino acids.
CGAAAGGGGCCCAACCCUCGACGCCCGCGCUCCGACGACCACACGGUCACGCGCCCGAGCCGCGCGUCGACGAACCCGGCGAAGCACUCGACGGCAGCGGAGAACGCGCGCGCGUUCGAGGAGAGCGGGAGGAGAAAACACCCCCGAGAGAGGGUCGGAACGAGGAUGUUGGGCACCCGGAUCACGUCCUUCGCUUUCGGCUUCGCGUGCGCCAGCGGCAUCUCCAUGUACAAGCUCAAGGAGGAGAUCUGGAGCAGCCACAAGAUACUCGCCGACCAGUGCGCCGCGACGGAGGCCCGGCUGUCCAAGCUGGAGAUGACGAUGUCUAAGCAGUGAGAAGCGCGGGAGUUCCAAGCGGGUUCGAGCGCGAGGACACGGCGUACCUCUUCGCGUGCAUCGUCGUCGACAGCUGUGUCUUUUCGCCGCCAGCCGUGUCUGAAGCCGGUGAGGCGAAGCGCCGCGCGACGUCCCCGGCGCCGUGGUACUCGCGCGCGUGACCGUGUUCUCGUUCCGGCUAGCCAGCUCGCGGCGGUGAGGUGGAGAUGGUCGCAUCUCAGUCGCGCGCGUAGACCACAGUAUUUCAAUAUGUCCAAGUUUGUAAAUGUGCUUCUGUUUCUAGUUC